Messenger RNA from Pteronotus mesoamericanus, 1798 nucleotides. RefSeq names its product FKBP prolyl isomerase 8 (gene FKBP8). The coding region runs from base 128 to 1366 and encodes 412 amino acids. The record is from RefSeq and is a predicted model, not a curated record. Lineage: Eukaryota; Metazoa; Chordata; Mammalia; Chiroptera; Mormoopidae. The transcript has 9 exons. Gene Ontology annotation, molecular function: peptidyl-prolyl cis-trans isomerase activity; protein folding chaperone; protein binding. Gene Ontology annotation, biological process: negative regulation of apoptotic process; protein folding. Gene Ontology annotation, cellular component: mitochondrial envelope; membrane; cytosol.
GGGGCGGGGCCUGGUGCCCGAGCCUAGUUCCCGAGGCGCGGCGGCCGCGGCUGGGGGCGGGAAGGGGGCGCAGGACCCCAGGCGGGGGUCCCGGAGCCGGAGGGCCAGUUCCCGUCCCCCCAGCAGCAUGGCAUCCUGUGCUGAGCCCUCUGCCGUGGGCCCUGAGCCUGCCACCCCACCGCCUGCUGGGGUCCCACCGCUUGAGGACUUCGAAGUGCUGGAUGGGGUGGAAGAUGCAGAAGGCGAAGAGGAAGAGGAGGAGGAGGACCCGAGUGAGCUGCAGCCGCUAGAGGACAUGGGGCAGCCCCCACUGGAGGAGACUGAACAGCCUGGGGCCCUGGCCCGAGAGUUUCUGGCCACCAUGGAGCCUGAGCCCGAGCCUGCUCCAGCCCCAGAAGAGUGGCUGGACAUCCUGGGGAAUGGGCUGUUGAGAAAGAAGACAUUGGUCCCAGGCCCUCCUGGUUCAAGCCGCCCUACCAAGGGCCAGGUGGUCACAGUGCAGCUGCAGACGUCACUGGAGAACGGCACACGAGUGCAGGAGGAGCCGGAGCUGGUGUUCACCCUGGGCGACUGCGACGUCAUCCAGGCCCUGGAUCUCAGUGUCCCGCUCAUGGAUGUGGGGGAGACAGCUAUGGUCACUGCGGAUUCCAAAUACUGCUAUGGCCCCCAGGGCAGCAGGAGCCCAUAUAUCCCCCCUCACGCGGCCCUGUGCCUGGAGGUGACGCUGAAGACAGCUGUGGAUGGACCUGACCUGGAGAUGCUCACAGGGCAGGAACGUGUGGCAUUGGCCAACCGGAAGCGGGAGUGCGGCAAUGCUCACUACCAGCGGGCUGACUUUGUGCUGGCCGCCAACUCGUAUGACCUCGCCAUCAAGGCCAUCACCUCCAGCGCCAAAGUGGACAUGACAUUUGAAGAGGAGGAGCAGCUCCUGCAGCUGAAGGUGAAAUGUCUGAACAACCUGGCAGCCUCGCAGCUGAAGCUAGACCACUAUCGGGCUGCGCUGCGCUCCUGUAGCCUCGUGCUUGAGCACCAGCCUGACAACAUCAAGGCUCUCUUCCGCAAGGGCAAGGUGCUGGCCCAGCAAGGGGAGUACAGUGAGGCCAUCCCCAUCCUGAGGGCAGCCCUGAAGCUGGAACCUUCCAACAAGACGAUCCACGCAGAGCUCUCGAAGCUAGUGAAAAAGCAUGCCGCCCAGCGGAGCACAGAGACUGCCCUGUACCGGAAAAUGCUGGGCAACCCCAGCCGGCUGCCUGCCAAGUGUCCUGGCAAGGGUGCCUGGUCCAUCCCAUGGAAGUGGCUGUUCGGGGCAACUGCUGUUGCCCUGGGGGGUGUGGCUCUCUCUGUGGUCAUCGCUGCCAGGAACUGACUGUCCAGGUGCCCGCCACCCCUUCUGAGCACCAUGGACCCUACCACGCGCUCCCUAACUCUCCCAGGCUCCCUGUCCACUACCCUCUCUGGCCUAGCCUCCUCCUCUGGGGCAGGGACAGCGAGGUUUGAGGGUCAUGUGGCCCAGUGAACAGGAGGGACUGAGGCCCUAUAGGAGGAAAGUGAGGCAGGGACGAGCCCCCGUCCAGCCCGUAAGUAGGGGGCCCUCAUUCCUCCAGACCCAAUUCCCACCCCCACUGCCCCCCCCCAGGUUAGGUCUCAGUAGGGGUCUGCCUCAGUUUCUCCUUCCCAAGGCCUGGGGGCAGCUUUCCCCCCAUCCAGUCCCUGUCCAAGUGCCAACCUCUCCUGCCCCGUGUACUGCCCUCUGUCCAGGCUCUCCCUCAACCCAAGUGAAAUAAAGCCUCCCACCCUG